Messenger RNA from Cladophialophora psammophila CBS 110553, 414 nucleotides. RefSeq lists its product as uncharacterized. The transcript has 3 exons. Gene Ontology annotation, molecular function: structural constituent of ribosome; small ribosomal subunit rRNA binding. Bases 1 to 414 code for a protein of 137 amino acids. NCBI's taxonomy places the organism in Eukaryota, Fungi, Ascomycota, Eurotiomycetes, Chaetothyriales, Herpotrichiellaceae. Gene Ontology annotation, cellular component: mitochondrial small ribosomal subunit; ribosome. The record is from RefSeq and is a predicted model, not a curated record. Gene Ontology annotation, biological process: translation.
AUGCUUUACGAGCUGAUAGCUGUUGUCCGCCCGGGCAACCUCAGCCAUGUCAAAGAAAUCGCCCGCGUCGCCGGCCAACAGAUCCUCGCUUCUAACGGCGUGAUACGCGGCAUGAAGAACUGGGGUCAAUUCGACCUCCCUCGACCAACGACGAAACACCAAACCCAACACCGCCAGGGCCAUUACUUCGUGAUGCAAUUCGAUGCCUCGGUCAAGGCGCAACAGGACGUCCGACGAUUUUUGAGUCUCGAUCCGAGAAUGAUCAGGUUCAGCGUCAUCAAGAUUGGUGAUAAGCUGGGCGGCAUCAACGGCGCAAUUGAAGAGGUAGAUGGCGAAAUACCUUGGAACUCGGGCACCCAAGUUAGGAAUCCGUUUGCAGAUCCCAGAACAACAAGGACGGGACCUUUGAGAUAA